AUGGAUGACAUCAAUACUACACAGACAGAAUCAAAAAACAGCACGAACGUCAGCAGCGUGUUCACACAUCAGGUUCUUCCUGUGCUCUACACCAUCAUCUGCCUUUGCGCUUUUAUCCUCAACGGACUCGCCGCUUGGAUCUUCUUCAGGGUUCCCACCUCCUCGGCCUUAGUAGUUUACCUCAAAAACAUGGUGGUGGCGGACAUCUUGAUGUUGUUUAGCUACCCGUGGCGUGUAGUGGGCGAUCUCGGUUAUGGCGGCACGCAAUUGAAGCUGAUAGUUUGCCGCUACACAGCUGUGCUUUUCUACCUCAGCAUCGUGUUUUUCCCGGUUGCGAAGGCUCUCGCUCUGCUAACUUGGGGCGUCAUGAUGUUCUUCAAUCUGCCGAACGCCAUAUUAACCAACCAGCCAAUGCCUAAGGUUUUCUCCUGCUUGGCUCUAAAGAGCAACCUGGGUCGGAGCUGGCACGAGAUGUCAGCUCACUUCAAUGUUGGAAUCUUCUGGGUGGCGUUCCUGUUGAUGGUGUUUUGCUACACCUCCAUCGCUUGUCACGUAUACCGCUCUUACAAACGUGUGCAGCAGGACAGCAGUGAGGCAGGACGGCGGUCAAAUCGAAGCAUCUUUAGCUUGCUGGCUGUUUUUAUCUUCUGUUUUGUUCCGUACCACGUCUGUCGCGUGCCCUACACGCUUAGCCAAAGGCACAAGGAUGACUUUAGCACCUACAACCGUUUCAUUCUCUUUCAGGUCAAAGAAGCUACCCUCUUCCUUUCUGCCCUUAAUGUGUGUUUGGAUCCUGUCAUCUACUUUUUCAUGUGCAGGACAUUCAGAGAAUCGCUGUUGCAGAAAAUAUCAUCUGUAAACCGUGAAAACAGGCGGCCUUCUAUAGGCACUGGGCUCAGUAUCAGCAAUCUGUAA
Messenger RNA from Puntigrus tetrazona (Sumatra barb), 915 nucleotides. RefSeq names its product P2Y purinoceptor 14-like. The record is from RefSeq and is a predicted model, not a curated record. Gene Ontology annotation, biological process: G protein-coupled receptor signaling pathway. Gene Ontology annotation, molecular function: G protein-coupled purinergic nucleotide receptor activity. NCBI's taxonomy places the organism in Eukaryota, Metazoa, Chordata, Actinopteri, Cypriniformes, Cyprinidae. The transcript is spliced from 2 exons. Gene Ontology annotation, cellular component: membrane. Bases 1 to 915 code for a protein of 304 amino acids.